CUCGGCCCCGCAGCAUCUCACAUUCUGCUCCCCUGCCUGUCUUCGUUUGAGACCUGGUUUUUCCCCCCGCCAUGAUUUACUCCUCAGGAAGAGAAUCCUACUUCAACCUGAACUCCACCUGGUACGACCCCUCGGGCUCCUGGCUGGACACGCGGCGCACGCCCUUCCGCUACGGCUACGCCACCUGCUGCUCCUCGGGCUGCCACGGCCAGGGCGCCGAGGGCAUGAGGGGCCACGACUACCGCCACUACGGCUACCGGCAGCCCCGCUGCACCGAGCGCUGCCCCUCGGGCUCCUCGGGCUCCUGCCACGGAGGGGGGGACACCUGUGUCAGGAGGCCCACGUACAGCUACGGGGGCUCAGGGGGGUGCCAGGGUUACGGGAGGUCCGUGUGCGCUGAGAGGUGCCAGGGCUCCUCGGGCUCGUGCCACGGAGGGGGGGACACCUGUGUCAGGAGGCCCACGUACAGCUACGGGGGUUCAGGGGGGUGCCAGGGAUAUGGGAGGUCCGUGUGCUCCGAGAGGUGCCACGGGUCGGUGGCCCAAGGGGGGAAGCCGUGCUGUGGGACACCCGUGCAGAGCAUCCCAGUGCAGAGCUGUCCCCCACCAGUGCAGAGCAUCCCAGUCCAGACCUGUCCCCCACCAGUGCAGACCUGUCCCUGUCCCUGUCCUCCCCCUGUGAAGAGCAUCCCAGUCCAGACCUGUCCCCCUCCAGUGCAGACCUGUCCCUGUCCCUGUCCUCCCCCUGUGAAGAGCAUCCCAGUCCAGACCUGUCCCCCUCCAGUCCAGACCUGUCCCCCUCCAGUCCAGACCUGUCCCUGUCCCUGUCCCCCUCCGGUCCAGCAGGGUUGUGUGCCCGUGGCCAAGGGCAUCCCCCGCCAGCAGCAGAAGCAGGUCUGCAAAGUGCCAGCCCGGAAGAUCAAAUAAAGGACGUGAGGAGUGAGGGGAAGCAAAGGGAAUUGUCCCUGUCCCCCCUCCCUGUCCUGCUUUGUCACCCAUCUCUCUCUGUCGCUCUGCUUGUAACGCGCUCUGAAGUUGUGACCCACUGAUGCUGUGAAAUUUAAAAUGCUUUUCACCUCAUUUCACAGCAGAUGUGGAGGCAAUAAAAAAUGCUGGCUCAAA
Messenger RNA from Haemorhous mexicanus (house finch), 1121 nucleotides. Its product is annotated as keratinocyte proline-rich protein-like. Lineage: Eukaryota; Metazoa; Chordata; Aves; Passeriformes; Fringillidae. The record is from RefSeq and is a predicted model, not a curated record. The transcript has 2 exons. The coding region runs from base 72 to 926 and encodes 284 amino acids.